Hypanus sabinus (Atlantic stingray) is the source of this 586-nucleotide messenger RNA. Its product is annotated as small ribosomal subunit protein eS25-like. Gene Ontology annotation, molecular function: structural constituent of ribosome. The record is from RefSeq and is a predicted model, not a curated record. Lineage: Eukaryota; Metazoa; Chordata; Chondrichthyes; Myliobatiformes; Dasyatidae. Bases 143 to 520 code for a protein of 125 amino acids. Gene Ontology annotation, cellular component: cytosolic small ribosomal subunit. The transcript has 5 exons.
CUCCUCUACGAUCCGCCUGUAGGCCGGAAGUUGCUUAAGUCAUCCCCCUCCUCGUGAGCGGAAGUAUCUUCUAGAGCUGAGGUUUCCCGGGCUGCGAGCGCAGGGUCUCUUCCUUUUCACUCCGACGUUGGGAAGGGACAGCAUGCCGACUAAAGAUGAUAAGAAGAAGAAAGACGGGGCUAAAGGAGGGAAAAAGGACAAAGACCCAGUGAACAAGACUGGGGGGAAAGCCAAAAAGAAGAAGUGGUCAAAGGGAAAAGUACGGGACAAGCUCAACAACCUGAUCCUCUUUGACAAAGCCACUUACGAUAAACUUUUGAAAGAGGUUCCCAACUACAAACUCAUCACACCUGCAGUUGUCUCUGAAAGACUAAAGAUCAGGGGUUCUCUGGCCAGGGCUGCACUUCAAGAACUCCUUUCAAAGGGUAUGAUUAAGCUGGUAUGCAAACACAGAGCUCAAGUAAUCUACACACGGAACACCAAGGGAGGUGAUGCGCCAACUUCUGUAGACGAUAUAUAAGGUUCUGAGAUGGAUUACGAGUGAAGAUAUGUAUACAAAAAAAAAUAAAAUGUAGAAUACCCAUGA